UUAGAAUUUCUACAAUUUUUUAUAACAAAAAUUAAAAGAGAAUAACAAUAGAAAACUAGAUAUCGAAUUUUGGUUGUAAAUUAUAGCCAUUGUUAUUAUCAAACUUGGAUAUUACAUUGAAAGUUAUAUUAACUACAAAUAAAUGUGAUCAUUAUGGUACAAUUUCAAUGCUUUGAGAUUCAACAUUUUUUUUCUCGAUUCAUUUGAACGAUAAAAAUUAACUAUUAUUUUAUGGAAGAGCAUACAUACUUUAAACACAUUUAAAAAUUUUAAACAUGAGUGAUCAGUUACAAACUUCUAAUAAUGUGCAAGAAAGUGCAGUGUCUAAUUCACAAGCAAGUUCUAGCUGCAGUAUUAAAAGAAAAUGUUAUAAAUUAUUUUUCAGCUGUUUUAAAAAUCCAUAUAAAGGAAAAUCUAAAGAAGGCACUACAAAUUAUGAUUCUAACAAUUAUGAUUAUAUUGUUGAAAAACUUGUUAUUAAACGUGUGCCUUUUAUCUUUUCUGGAAUACUUACAAAUGCAUCAGAAAUUAGAAAUGAUAAUUUUAUUAAAGGUAUUCAAAAACCAUUAAUAAAAAUGAAUACUUCAGAAACUCAAUCAAUAUUAUAUUGUUCUGAAGAUUUAAAUGAAAAUACAAUACCUGUAGCAAUUGUUAAUAAAUCUAUGAAGGUUGAUUCAAAUACAGUUAUAUCAAAUGAAAUAAACAACAAACUUACAUUAUCUACUAAUUACGAUGCUAGGAUAAUCGAACUAAUAAAUACUUUGACUAGUUUACAUCCAGACUUGAAAGAAUGCGAAAAAUGGAUUAAAGAUCCUUGUUGUUCAAACAUACAUACACCUAAAAGUAUUUUGGCUAGAAAUACUGAACAAAUUACUCCAAUUAACAAUAAAGAAUUUGGAGAUGCAAAAUCUAUAAUAAAAUCAAAAAAUAAGCAGAAAAUUUAUUAUUCAAAACAACGUACAUAUCUCAAUGAAUUUCAAGACAAUGAUAAAGAACCAUUUAUUCAAUCCGAUCAAGGUAUAUUUCAUAGCCUUAAAAGUUUAACAACGUUUUUUGACCCAAAUCAAUUGAAUAGAGAAAAUUCUAAUGAAAAGCUUAAACAAAUUAAAAGUAAUUCCCAACAUAAUCAACUUGCUUUGAAAAAUGAAUCUAAAGUACUAGGUGAAAGUAUCAUAAAUAAUAAUAAUACAUUAGAUACAGCGUUAAGAUGGAAAAUUACUGUAAAGCAUUUUAAAUCCCAAUAAUAUUAUUGUUAUAAUAAUUCUCAAGAAACUAACAAAUAUUUCAAUGUUAAUUAAUUUAUUCUUACAUGCAUUUAAAUUAGUCAUUUUUAUAAUAAAUUAUCAUCCAUUCUGAUAAAUAGUUAAUUAUUAUAAGAUGUAUUUAUUAAGUUAAAUUGAAGAACUGAUACGGAUAAAAGCAGGGUCCAAAAGAAAGGUAAUGCUAACAUUUCAUCAGGCAUCUGAAUUCAUACUAUUCAACAAUUUCAAAACUAUACAUUAAAAAGUAAAUUCUGAAUAUAAAUGAUCUUUAUAAAAAAAAUUAACUGUGAAAUAUUUUUUCAAGUCAAUCACUGUUCAUUAUGACGAAUUUAACAGUAAUAUUUUUUUCUCAAGUUUUGGAGGUGAAAACAAAAAGUCUUGUACGAUACAAUUUAAUUCUUCCAAGGCCAAAUGUGCAUGCAAACGCAGCACAGGGUCUUGAUCAUUAUCUCGUAAAUAUUUCAGCCCGCGAUACAGAUCUACCAAAUCCUUCCCAAGGGUAGUUAAUGUAUCCUUUCCAAUACCUCGAAGUAACAGAGUACUGGUCAUAACUGCAGCUCGCCGACAUUCAGGUGCUUUAUCUGAUUUUAUAAUGCAAGUGAUGCAGUACAUUACCUAGAAAAAAUUUUGAAUUAAACCUUAUUUUCUAAUUUGACUUACAUAAACUUAAAUAAUAGAAUAUUCUAUCAUUAGUAUAACAUGAUAAGGACCCAGGUGGGCCAAGUAUUCUAAGGCAUGGGCAUGCUAAGAAGUCGCCAGGGGUCCCAAGGCUUAUGUCACAUUCUUUAAAAGCUUGUGUUAAUUAUUUGUGUUUACAUUAAUUAUGUUAAUUUUAUUGAUCAUUGGCAUUUUUAUUCCUAUGAGUAAACAGGACCCUAUGUGUUGCUUUACCCAGGGACUAUAGAGCUGUUAAGACAGCUCUGGGUGGGCUCCGGGUGGGAAACUUGUAAAAAACUUUCAAAUUUUUUUGUGAAAUGUUUAAACGUACCUCAAGAACAGUAUCUCCCAGUCGGAAACCUAGUACUUUACACAAUUCUCCUAAACAAGAAAGACUGGAAGAACGUACUAAGGAAUCUGGAUCGCGUGUAGCGCACAAGAAUCCAUUUAUUAACAGAUUUUUAUAGACUGAUACCAUCUCACCUGUCAAAUCAUGUAAAUCAAUUAAAAUUAGUGCAGAAAAA
Osmia lignaria (orchard mason bee) is the source of this 2443-nucleotide messenger RNA. RefSeq lists its product as uncharacterized. Lineage: Eukaryota; Metazoa; Arthropoda; Insecta; Hymenoptera; Megachilidae. The record is from RefSeq and is a predicted model, not a curated record.